AUGUCUUCGACAAAACGAGCACGCGAGAUCAACGUCACCGACGAACAGGUCAAGCGCUCACGUCGCUCGCGAUGGGGCCACGAUGAGGAUGAUGACACAAAUGUUGAGAAACGAAAUGCUUCAACGAGUCCCAAAACUUUGAGUGAUAUUGUAAAGCGCUUAUCGAGUGUCGUUCAAGAGAAGACAGCGCCGGAAGAGCUACAAGCCCUAGCAGCGGCGGCUACGCGUCCGCUUUUUGGCGAGAGUGGUCAAUUAGACGCGCAGGCGGCACGAGCACGAGCUUUGGCACAAGCAAGUUUAUUGUCACUUAGCGUCGCAAAUGGAAGUUUGUCGCAGAAUGAUCUGGCGAGACGAUUGUACAUUGGCAACUUGUAUUAUGAUCUUAAGGAGGAUGCCAUUCGUAGUGUCUUUGCUCCGUUUGGGGCGAUUCACUCAAUCGAUUUAUCUUUGGAGCCAGGUGCAUCGCGAUCCAAAGGCUUUUGUUUUUUGGAGUACGAAGACGUGCUGGCAGCUGAAAGCGCUGUGCAAGUGCUGAAUGGAACAAUGCUGGCCAAUCGCUCGAUACGGGUAGGACGACCACACCGUGGAAAUACGAAUCCUAACGAUUCACUGUCGAUCGGACAAGAGGCAAUUAAAAAUAUUCCAACCAAGUGCGUUUAUAUUGCAAAUGUACGACUGGAGCUCAACAGCCAGCACUUAGAGAGUAUUUUCUCUCCCUUUGGAACUAUUCACUCGUGUGUUAUGGCGGCAGCCUCACCCUUGGAAGCUGGAGUGCACCGUGGGUAUGGCUUCAUGCGUUUUGUGGAAGAGAGCUGCGCUAUGAGUGCGAUCCAGCAUAUGAAUGGUUUUGAGCUGGCUGGACAGCCACUUAAGGUUGGUAAAGCUAGCGAAGCCGCAAUGAUCAUCAACCUAGCCACCAGUCAAGACAAAGUGGUGCGCAUUGGUCCAGGAGCUAUGAUUGACAAGAUUAAUGCGGCUGAGUCCGAAACGAAUCCUUUUGAAGAAGAUGACGUUGACAAAGUCAUGGAUCCGAACGAUCUGAACGAUAAGUGCUGCCUUUGUUUGAUGAACCUCGUGAAAUGUGGAGAAGUCGAUGACGAGUUAAAGGAUGAGGUGCGUGGUGAAUGCGGCAAGUUUGGUGAUAUCCAGAAAGUGGAGAUCCACGAAUUGGCAGACCACGUGCGCGUAUUUGUGUUGUUUAACGAUGCAGUUGGUGCUUCGAAAGCUAAACAAGCGUUACAUGGCCGAUUCUUUGGUGGGAAUCAGGUACAAGUGCAUUACUUUUCUCUUCGAGAGCUGGAGCAGCAGCGAUACACGAGUGGAUUUUUGUGA
This is a messenger RNA of Plasmopara halstedii, 1332 nucleotides long. Its product is annotated as poly-binding-splicing factor puf60-like isoform x4. Lineage: Eukaryota; Oomycota; Peronosporomycetes; Peronosporales; Peronosporaceae. The record is from RefSeq and is a predicted model, not a curated record. Bases 1 to 1332 code for a protein of 443 amino acids. The transcript has 7 exons. Gene Ontology annotation, molecular function: RNA binding. Gene Ontology annotation, biological process: regulation of alternative mRNA splicing, via spliceosome; mRNA splice site recognition; alternative mRNA splicing, via spliceosome. Gene Ontology annotation, cellular component: precatalytic spliceosome; catalytic step 2 spliceosome.